CUUAUUUUAGGGUUUUUGUAUGGGGAGAUCGCGCGCGGCAUCUGCGGUCGAGGACGAGGCCGGAUGGCAGAGAUCCAAGCGGCGGCGGUAUGCUCCCGAGAGCUUGGAAACUCCAACUCCAGGAUCGAGCGAGGCAAAGCGAGCGGCUUAUCACUGCAAUUACUGCAACAAGGAUGUGUCGGGGAUGAUCAGGAUAAAAUGCGCCAAGUGUGCUGAUUUUGAUCUGUGCAUCGAAUGCUUCUCUGUCGGUGUGGAGAUUUCGACGCACAAGAGCAAUCAUCCUUACAGAGUCAUUGACAAUCUCUCAUUUCCUCUCAUUCACCCGGACUGGAACGCGGACGAGGAGAUUUUACUUUUGGAAGGAAUCGAAAUGUAUGGAUUGGGAAAUUGGGCAGAGGUUGCCGAGCACGUUGGUACAAAGAACAAGACACGAUGUUAUGAGCACUAUAUGACGGAGUACAUGAAAUCUGUUUGCUCGCCUCUUCCGGACAUGUCUAAUGUUGCUGGAAAAACGAAGGCCGAGCUCUUAGCGCUAGCCAAAGCUUAUACGGAAGGAAAGAAAAACUUGCUGCCUUAUCCAGACGGAUCAACUCCAAGAACAGUGAAGCAGGAGGCCACUAUCUCCCCUUCGAGAAUCAAGGUCGAGGAUACUAAAACUGAACCUCUUGAAAGAUCCCCAACGCGUGUUUCAUCAGGCCUGAAAGCGGGGGCUAAGAAAGAAGUGGAGGAUACCGAGGGGCAAUUAAAUGAGUCUCUCCCAAGUAACCCGGUCUCUGCUGGUAAAAAGUCCGCAGGGUCGCAAGUAAAGGAAGCACCGGACACUGCAAAUGGAGCAAAUCCUACUCUUGAAGAUGGAGGUCAAAGCACUCGUAGUUUGGGUAACAAGAAGCCGAAACCAGCACAGGACGAAACUAAACCCAGUCUUGCGACAACGGAUACAACCGGCUACAAUGCCAAGAGACAGGAGUUUGAUCCAGAAUACGAUAACGAUGCAGAGCUCCCACUGGCAGAAAUGGAGUUUAAAGACAUCGAUACAGAUGCUGAUCGCGAGCUCAAAUUGCAAAUGCUUCAUAUUUAUCUUGCAAGGCUUGAAGAAAGAAAACGGCGGAAGGAUUUCAUACUUGAAAGAGGGCUACUAAAUGUGAAGCGCCAGCAGGCAUUAGACAGGAAGAAGACCAAGGAGGAAAAAGAACUGAUUCAAAGAAGUCGGGUGUUUCUUCGCUAUCAUUCAUCAGAAGAACAUGAGGCACUUCUUGCAGGGCUUACUGCGGAGAUCAAGAUUCGACAGCGUAUAGAAGAACUACAAGAAUAUCGCAGUGCUGGCUGUCAUACUUUGGCCGAAGGAGAGUAUUACGCGAUGGACAAGAGAAAGCGCAGUGCCGAGGCCAACCUCAGAAAGGGAAGAGACGCACUGAACAGCAAGAUGACUAACAGAUCAAAUCGUGCAAUAAAUAGAGACGGCGCGGAGCCGUCCUCCUCAGGCACCCGUGACAUGCAAAGGUAUCGAAGCGGAGCCAACAACAUAUCGAAACUUCCGUCGGUGGGAGUUAAAACAACGAAGAAAAGUUCGAGCUUCAGUCCACUGGAUCUGGCUGGUUUUCCGGGGAUUGAUCUCCUGUCAAGCACGGAGCAAGACCUGUGCUCUCAGUUAAGACUAUUACCAGCGCAUUAUCUAAAGAUGAAAGAGGUUCUUAUGCUAGAGAAUGUUGAAAAGGGGGGCCUGAGGCGCGACGAUGCAUGCCACCUGUUCAAGGUUGAUGCGGCCAAGACGGAGCGUGUGUUUGAUUUCUUAUGGAAGAUGGGUUGGAUUGAGGCGUCCAACGAUAUUCUUCCCAGUUUAUAAAGAGGAAAGCGUGGUGGUUAGCGCCC
Messenger RNA from Selaginella moellendorffii, 1869 nucleotides. RefSeq names its product transcriptional adapter ADA2. Lineage: Eukaryota; Viridiplantae; Streptophyta; Lycopodiopsida; Selaginellales; Selaginellaceae. Gene Ontology annotation, biological process: chromatin remodeling; regulation of transcription by RNA polymerase II. The record is from RefSeq and is a predicted model, not a curated record. Gene Ontology annotation, cellular component: nucleus. Bases 20 to 1843 code for a protein of 607 amino acids. Gene Ontology annotation, molecular function: zinc ion binding; transcription coactivator activity; chromatin binding. The transcript is spliced from 13 exons.